AUGUCUGGGCAUGGGCUUAGUGCAUUAAAUGAAGCGGAGUCGAAGAUUAUCAAGGAUCUUUCACAAAGUCAUGUGCCGCCCAAGAAGAUUUUGGCUAACUUGAGACAAAAUGGCUUGGGUCUCGAUGCUUAUUCGAAACAAAUAUACAAUGAAAAGGCGAAAUUGAGAAGAUUAGCUAGGGGUGACCGUACAGUGAUGCAACAUUUGAUUGGGUUGCUUGAGGAGCAUAACUAUUACAAGUGGUUCCGUACAGAUGAAACGACACAUGCAGUUAUCGAUUUGAUGUGGGCUCACCCUCUAUCUGUCGAAUUGUUAAGUAAGUUUCCGUACGUUAUACUACUUGACAGUACUUACAAAACCAAUCAGUACAAAUUGCCUUUGUUGGAGAUUGUUGGUGUUACUCCGGUCGGAAUUUUUUUUACUGUUGGAGUGGUUUUUAUGCGCCAUGAAAAUGAAGAGCAUUAUACAUGGGCGUUGCAAAGGUUGAAGAGAAUUUUCCCCCCACAUACUCUACCUAGUGCACUCGUGACUGAUCGCGAGUUAGGGCUCUUAAAGGCGAUAGAGAAUGUAUUUCCGACUGUGCCUCAUCUAUUAUGUCUUUGGCACAUUAACAUGAAUGUGGGGCGUCGUGCUUCAAAGUGUUUUGGCAAUAGUAGGCGUCGAGGAUUUGCUUUUGUAGUCGGUCCGUGGCAAACUUUGGUAACAUCAGUGUGUGAAGAAGAUUUCUACCGGAAUUAUAGAGUUUUAGUGAACGAUUACGCGAAUCAUCCACAGUUGAUUGAGUACCUCCAAGACACUUGGCUGAUAUACAAAGAGAAAUUUGUAAAAGCAUGGACGGAUCUAGUUUUUCAUCUGGGCAAUACAUCGACAAACAGGGUGGAGAGCAACCAUAGAGCAUUGAAGAGAUGGUUGGCUUCGUCCACAGGUGGCUUUGACACAUUUUGGGCACAGUAUCACACACAGAUUGCAGAUCAACUUAACGAGAUUCUGGCAGAAUUUGCGAAGUCAAAGCGGAUUCGGGCCCAGACGAUUAAUGUGCCCGUAUUUAAAAUAUUGUCCAGUGGAAUUGUAACACAUUCUGCAUUAAUGAUGUUGGACGAUGAGAAAGAUGAAGAUAUAGACAGUUGCGUCUGUUACAUGAGGAAAUGUCUUGGCCUCCCAUGCAAACAUGAAAUUGACGCAAAGAUGAAUGCACGACGUGGUGUGUUUUAUGCGGAGGAUGUCCACAUUUUUUGGAGGACAUUUGUUUCGGGAUUCGGGCCUGGCCAAGAAGAAAGUGUUGGUUCUGUACCCGAUCACAGGUCACAGACUAUUGGCAGGCUAGACGGGUUAAUUGAUGAGUUGCGUGCACGUUCAGAAAUUGAGAUCACGGACGUGGCAGAUGUCGUUUUUGAACGAAUGCAUCCUGGGGCGACGGAAAUAAAUGAGCCACCAGUACUUGACCGCCCGAGAGGUAGACCGCGGAACAACUCCACACAGAGGGAUGACUCAGCACAUGAGUUGCCAUUAUACCCGGGCGAAGAAAAUUCGAGACGAGGACGAUCAAGAGGCAAUAGAGGCCGUGGUUCAUCUUCUGAGAGAUCUCGUGGUCGUUCAUCGACUGUGAGUGGACCCGAAAUGGGACGAAUGCCCCGACCUAGUUGGAUGCGAGAACUUCAUUUUUGCCUCGUUCCGGAGAUUGUGACCUGGACGGACGUUCUAGGGGAUGGUAAUUGUGGUUAUCGGAGCGUGGCGUGUGCAGUCAAGAACAGUGAGGAUGAUUGGAUGGAUGUUAGAUUGGAUGUGUAUACCUGUAUUAGAAUGCAGAUGCCGUUUUUCAAUGAUUAUUUCGGAGGUGGUAAUUCAGUGUAUCGGGUGUUGGCGAGUGUCGGCUAUUGGGAUAACGCUCCAGCACCUCUGGAAAAGUGGAUGACGAUCACGGACGUGGGCGUGGUUGUAGCAACAUAUUACAACGCGUUGGUCUUGUCGGCUAGUAGUUUGGGAAAUCAGACUUAUUUGCCACUUUGGGCUCCCGAAGGUGUUUCACAGUUAUCUUACCAGAUGACUAUACUAUUUCUUGAAGCAGGAAGCCACUUUGUGUAUCUGAAGCUGAAUGACAACUGUCCGCUUCCUCCGUUUAACCUGCAGUGGGCGAGAUACAUCAAUCAUACUGUUGCAUAUUUGCCAGAUGCAUUGCGGGAGCGACGUGAAGCGUGGGAUAGUCUAACUAGUGUUUGA
Erythranthe guttata (spotted monkey flower) is the source of this 2217-nucleotide messenger RNA. NCBI's taxonomy places the organism in Eukaryota, Viridiplantae, Streptophyta, Magnoliopsida, Lamiales, Phrymaceae. The record is from RefSeq and is a predicted model, not a curated record.